AAUGUACGGAAAAGCGACGCCUCUCUCCCCCCGCCCCUGUGGCUCGACCAUCGUCCUGAUUCAUUAGACCAUCGUCAAUCAUUGCAACCUCCCUCUCUUGGCCUUCGUCAUCCUUACCAAAAAGAAAGAAGAUCCCGCUGCCUCUUCGACAGCGAUCAACCAUGGCAGGUUUCAGCGGUGACGAAACUGCUCCAUUCUUCGGCUUCCUUGGAGCCGCUGCUGCCCUCGUCUUCUCCUGUAUGGGAGCCGCUUACGGAACGGCAAAGAGUGGAGUAGGCGUGGCCUCCAUGGGAGUCAUGAGGCCAGAGCUCGUCAUGAAAUCCAUUGUCCCAGUGGUAAUGGCUGGAGUGCUGGGUAUUUAUGGAUUAAUCAUAGCUGUUAUUAUUAGUACAGGAAUUAACCCGAAAGCAAAAUCUUACUAUCUCUUCGAUGGGUAUGCCCAUUUAUCGUCCGGCCUUGCCUGUGGCCUUGCCGGACUUUCUGCUGGGAUGGCAAUUGGAAUUGUUGGGGAUGCUGGAGUUCGGGCUAACGCCCAGCAGCCAAAGCUAUUCGUGGGAAUGAUUCUUAUCCUGAUAUUUGCGGAAGCUCUUGCUCUCUACGGCCUCAUCGUGGGCAUCAUUCUCUCGUCCCGUGCAGGCCAAUCCCGUGCCGAUUGAAAGCAAGCCGGAGGGGUUAUAGUGGGAUGGUCACCAGUAAAGCUUUAUGAUGUACCAUAAUUGUGCAUUCCCUGUGACUGCAGUUUAUCACUAUUUUUUCAGGAGACAAUCCCCUCUACCGUAGACGCGGAUUCCAAUAGUUUUUUUUUCCGAGUUUUGAUUUUCUUGCGUCUUGUUGUCUCGAUAGGAUUUCGUGUCUCUUAUUUAUUCAGACUAUUCCGUUCUCA
Prosopis cineraria is the source of this 883-nucleotide messenger RNA. RefSeq names its product V-type proton ATPase 16 kDa proteolipid subunit-like. Gene Ontology annotation, biological process: proton transmembrane transport. Lineage: Eukaryota; Viridiplantae; Streptophyta; Magnoliopsida; Fabales; Fabaceae. The transcript is spliced from 3 exons. The coding region runs from base 162 to 656 and encodes 164 amino acids. Gene Ontology annotation, molecular function: proton-transporting ATPase activity, rotational mechanism. Gene Ontology annotation, cellular component: proton-transporting V-type ATPase, V0 domain. The record is from RefSeq and is a predicted model, not a curated record.